GUUUUUAACAUGUGUGAUUUUGUGUAUCUCUUUCCUUUUUAGGCUUAUUUGAAUUACCUUCUUGUGUUAACACCGCAGCUAUCAUCAGUAUGCAUAUUUUCUGCACAGCCCUUGUCUUCGUAUCAUUCUGUUACAUUUAUACAGAAGCAUCAUCAUCAACAUAUCAUAGACCGAUUCAAUGUCAUAAAAGAGGUGGCAGAGUUUGUGGAGCGAAUGGACACAGUUACUUUUCUGAAUGCAGAGCUAAACGAAGAGGAAAAACAACAGUAGCUUGCAAAGGAUUCUGCCCAUGUGGAUGUACAUGCGACCGGAAGAGGAAGUGGGUUUGUGGAGAAGAUGGAAAGAGAUAUCGUAAUGCUUGCAUUGCAGGUUGCUACCACGUGAAGAUCAAAUGUAAUGGCCAAUGCCCAUGUGAUCGCUGUCCAAGGUGUCCUACACGAUCUCGUCCUGUGUGUGCAAGCGAUGGGUUACCAUAUCACAACUACUGUCAUGCACGCUGCAAGGGAUUAAAAAUAGCUUGUCGCGGCAAAUGCCCUUGCAGAAAGCGUUGUAAAUGUAAACAUGAACACGCACCUGUUUGUGGAACGAAUGGGAAAAGUUACAGAAACAAAUGUCGUGCAAGCUGUGCAAAAACUGAAGUGGCGUGUUCUGGAAGGUGCCCUUGUAGAACCAGCUGUGCGUGUCCGAAAAUAUACUUCCCAGUAUGUGGCAGAGACGGAAAGACAUAUAGCAAUAAAUGUAUGGCUACAUGUGCGAAAGUUGCAGUGGAUUGCAUGGGGAAAUGCCCUUGCCGAUCCCAAUGUUAUUGUUCUAAAGAAUAUAAACCUGUUUGCGGUUCUGAUCAUAAAACAUACAAUAAUAAAUGUAUGGCAACUUGUGCAAAAGUUGGAAUAGCUUGCAAUGGAAAGUGUCCAUGUCCACCCCCUUGUGUUUGUACUAAAGAGUACGUCCCUGUAUGUGGAAAAGACCGAAAGACAUACGGAAAUAAAUGUAUGGCAGGAUGUGCAAAAGUUGGAAUAGCUUGCAAUGGAAAGUGUCCAUGUCCACCUCUUUGUGUUUGUACUAAAGAGUACGCCCCUGUAUGUGGAACAGACCGAAACACAUACGGAAAUAAAUGUAUGGCAGGAUGUGCAAAAGUUGGAAUAGCUUGCAAUGGAAAGUGUCCAUGUCCACCCCCUUGUGUUUGUACUAAAGAGUACGCCCCUGUGUGUGGAACAGACCGAAAGACAUACGGAAAUAAAUGUGCGGCAGGAUGUGCAAAAGUUGGAAUAGCUUGCAUUGGAAAGUGUCCAUGUCCGUCCCCUUGUGUUUGUACUAAAGAGUACGCCCCUGUAUGUGGAACAGACCGAAAGACAUACGGAAAUAAAUGUAUGGCAGGAUGUGCAAAAGUUGGAAUAGCUUGCAAUGGAAAGUGUCCAUGUCCACCCCCUUGUGUUUGUACUAAAGAGUAUGCCCCUGUAUGUGGGACAGACAGAAAGACAUACAGCAAUAAAUGUACGGCAGGAUGUGCAAAAAUAAAUAUAAAAUGCAAUGGAAAAUGUCCAUGUAAAGAAGAUUGUGUUUGUACGGCUCACUAUGAUCCUGUCUGUGGUAAAGAUAAGAAGACGUAUGGCAACGCAUGUGUAGCAGGUUGUCAUAAAGUAGACGUAGCGUGUAAUGGGAAGUGUCCGUGUAAGCCACCGUGUAUUUGUACACAAGAACAUGAUCCAGUUUGUGGACAGGACGGAAGAAAUUAUCCCAAUAAAUGUGCAGCUGGUUGUCAUAAUAUCAAAGUUGCAUGUAAAGGUAACUGUCCUUGUGAAGCGCCUUGCGUCUGUACAAAAGAAAUUGAUCCUGUUUGUGGAAAAGAUGGUAAAGAAUACAGUAAUAAAUGUGUGGCCGGUUGUCAUAAAGUAGGUGUGGCUUGUAAUGGCAAAUGUCCAUGUAAGCCACCCUGUAUCUGUACUUUAGAGCAUGCUCCCGUUUGUGGAAAGGACGGGAAAACAUAUGGUAAUAAAUGCCAAGCGGGCUGUCAACAUGUGCUAGUAGCAUGCCAAGGCUCAUGCCCAUGUCAUCAUCAUGAUCAUACCUGUCACGACUGUCUUUCUGAAGGAAUGCAACAAGUUUGUGGGACAGAUCACUUCACUUAUAUAAAUUCAUGUUUUGCAGAAUGUCAGGGAAAGAAAGUCCAAUGCAAAAGUAAAUGUCCAUGUCCAAAGGCGUGUACCUGUACAAAGGAAUAUAAACCCGUCUGUGGGGAAAAUGGUAAAUCCUAUUUGAAUAGCUGCCUUGCAGGUUGUGCGAACGUCGGAAUUAGCUGCAACCAUAAAUGUCCCUGUGGAUACGACUGUCACAAGUGUUCAUCAGCUGGAAUGCACCCUGUAUGUGCCUCACAUGGAGAAACUUUCAUCAAUAAAUGUUUUGCCGCAUGUGGACAACAUGGACAAGCAACAAUACAGUGUGAAGGACCAUGCCCAUGCAAGCUGUAGAUUAAACAAUCAUAACAAUGUUUUGUUGUCUUCGCUUUUAGAGUAACAUUAACGGUGCCAAUUUUACUUACAAAAUGCGCAUUUCGACAUUUAAUGUCUCUUCGUUUGUGCCCGAAGCCAGAAUAUUUAAAAAUCCAAUACCUAAUACAAACUUUGAAAAGCUGAUAAAAGCAAAAAUAACCUAAAAUAUAAUCAAAUCUGUAAAAAAUCCCUGUAUUUAAUUUUGAAAUUAACAUGAUUACUUAGUGAUCUGGAAAACCACUGGGAAACCUACU
This is a messenger RNA of Mytilus californianus (California mussel), 2743 nucleotides long. Its product is annotated as agrin-like. The transcript has 21 exons. Lineage: Eukaryota; Metazoa; Mollusca; Bivalvia; Mytilida; Mytilidae. Gene Ontology annotation, molecular function: protein binding. The record is from RefSeq and is a predicted model, not a curated record. The coding region runs from base 90 to 2468 and encodes 792 amino acids.